Messenger RNA from Ophidiomyces ophidiicola, 1701 nucleotides. RefSeq lists its product as uncharacterized. NCBI's taxonomy places the organism in Eukaryota, Fungi, Ascomycota, Eurotiomycetes, Onygenales, Onygenaceae. The transcript has 5 exons. Gene Ontology annotation, molecular function: CoA-ligase activity. The record is from RefSeq and is a predicted model, not a curated record. The coding region runs from base 1 to 1701 and encodes 566 amino acids.
AUGGUUUUCAAGUCCCUGAAUCCGCACCUUGAUAUCCCAGCGGAUAUCACCGUUUGGGACUGGCUCUUUGAUCCCUAUUCUCCUUAUUGUCCGCUAUCUAAGUUUCCCGGGUCUGAGAUUGCCGGAUACACUAAUGCCACAACGAGGGAGCGGAUUAGUUUUGCUCAAGUGAAGGAGUACACCACUUUGUUAUCCACCGCUCUGGUAAAAAUGUUCGACCUACAAGAGGGCGAAACAGUCGCACUGUUUAGCCAAAACACAAUAUGGUAUCCAGUUGCCAUGCUAGGAACUAUCAGAGCAGGUGGAGUCGUCUCUGGCGCUUCUCCGGCAUACAAUGUGGAAGAAAUGACAUAUGCUCUCGAAACAGCCCAGGCCAAAAUCUUGAUGACUAUGCCGGCGUCAAUGAAGGUAGCUGUGGAGGCUGCUAAAAAUGCUGGCAUCCCACAAAAUAGGAUCCUCCUACUCGAGGGCGAGGUAGAAGGCUAUACAACAAUGAAACAGCUUUUAGAUAUAGGGAGGAGUUUUGGCCCCGAAGGACAAACAAAUCCAUUCAGAAUUCUCUCUGGAAAGAAAAAUAAAGACGUCUGUGGGUUUCUGAGCUUCAGCAGUGGCACAACUGGGUUACCUAAAGCGGUUAUGAUUUCCCAUCAAAAUGUGAUUGCCCAGUGUCUGCAGGUUCAACAAGUAACUCCUGAGACACAUAAAAAGAUCCUCGCAGUUUUACCUUUGUUCCAUAUUACUGGGCUAGUCCACCAACUUCAUUUGCCUAUUCUCCUGAAUGCUGAAAUUUAUAUGCUACCGUCCUUCACCAUGGAGGCCAUGCUUGAUGCUGUUUCCACGUUUAAAAUCAAAGAACUACUGCUUGUACCACCUAUUCUAAUUCGGAUGGUUCGUGAUCCAAUUGUCAAUCAGUAUGAUUUGUCACAUGUCGAGCGAUUCUCAUCAGGCGCUGCUCCUUUAAGUGCAGAGAUCCUAUCACUUCUAGAGAAAAUGUUCCCCGGAACAGGAUUUAAACAAGGGUAUGGUAUGACCGAGUCUUGCAGUUGUAUCACGACGCAUCCGCUUGGAAAAAUGGGUUACAAGUAUGCUUUCCGAGUCGGAACUAUCGUUGCCAACACGGAGGUAAAGAUUAUUGACCCUGAUACGGGUGCAGAGCUAGGGCAUAAUCAGCCAGGAGAAAUUCUCGCACGUGGGCCCCAAGUAGUAAUGGGGUACUUGAACAACCCUAAGGCUACACGCGAAACAUUCGAUGAAGAUGGCUGGUUACACACUGGAGAUGUGGGCAAGAUCGACGAGGAGGGUUUCAUUACUAUCACUGACCGUAUCAAGGAAAUGAUUAAAGUUAAAGGUAUUGGUGUUGCACCAGCUGAGUUAGAGGAUUUGCUCUUGGGCCAUCCCCAUGUUGAGGAUGCUGCCGUCCUUGCGGUAUCGGAUGACUAUUCUGGCGAAAAGCCCAAGGCUUAUGUGGUACUAAAACCUGAACAAAGGGGUAACAAUAUUCAGGCGAUUGGUAAAGACCUCAUCCAAUAUGUCCAAGAGAGGAAGGUGAGGCACAAGUGGCUUGUGGAAGUAGAAUUCACCGAUGAGAUUCCGAAAAGUGCAAGUGGCAAGAUUUUGAGAAGAGUGUUAAGAGACCUGCAAAGAAAAGGUGAGAAAAAAGGGGCUGUGGUGAGGGAUAAAGGCAGAGCAACAAAGCUGUAG